GUAUAGUUAGAAGAUUUCCUGGUCGGAUAAUGCCAUUCGUGUAAUAUAGAUCUUACCGAAUAAAUAACCAUAGAAGUGCUGGUGUCAUUGAAAUCAGCCUUUACGCAUACAGAGAAUUGGUGGUCUUCUCAAAAGCCCAUGUCUGUUUUUCUCAUAUCGUUAUCUCAGAGGAAAUGCUGCUUUGCCAAGUGAAGGUGAAUCAUCGUUUGUGAGUUGUGUGGGGACGCAGUGACUUGUGUUGGACGUCCCAAAGAGCAGAAUGGCUCAGGAGCCUGUUGUUCUCAAUGUCUAUGAUAUGUACUGGAUCAAUGAGUACACAUCCUCUAUUGGCAUUGGAGUUUUUCACUCAGGUGUGCAGGUCUAUGGAACAGAUACUCUGUGGCAAGGAGCUGCCCAGCUGGGUGAACCGCCUGGCGUACGUCAGCUCAUGCAUCCCGUUUAUCGAGCGUGCCAUCCCCAAAGAGUGGCUUACGCCAAAUGCGCUGCAGAAUGUGAUAGAGACAAACUCCCCCACGCAGGAACGGGGCCGACCAGCCGACUCCAGUCGGAGAUAACAGAGCAUGAGGGACAGCUGUUGUGAGUGGAUGUGUGAGCUCCAGCAGACUCCUGCAACAUGUGGGGCGGUUCCUAGCGUGUGUGUGUGUGAUUUCUGGCGUGUGUAGGUGUGCUCACACACGGCCCAAGGCCGUGUUCUUGAUCCUCCAAGUGUGUAGGCUGAUGAUGUAAGCUGUCUGGCUAGAAGUCAAAUUGUCUUAUCCAUUUUGGACUCUUGGUCUUGCUCCUAGAUGCCUCACUUGUGUAAUCUUUGAUUUAUUGAAGUCUGAGUUCAAACAUCUAACUGCUGACCAGAUUUCUCAAGUCCAUGUGUGUAAUGAGGGGAAACCUCUUCGAAUAACUUAUAAAGGGUCUAUGAAUAAGAUAAUUUGAUUGACAGCCUGUCAGAACAUCUGAGCUCCUUAGUUGGUGGGUUUAGAACCCGGACCUUUCGCUUAUGUUUGAUGAAGAAAUUCUAUGGUCAUGUUGUGUGUAUGUAAAGUUAGGAGGGUGUGUUUUAGUCAUAACAAGGGUGCUGCCUUCUUCGAGGUGCUGGCCUGAGAGUUCUAGAACAUUCUUGCCCUAGUUGAGUGGUCAAGACAAAAGAUAGUUCGUUGUGAUGCACAUAGAGGAGGCUGGUAUUCUGAGAACUCUGUUGUUUUAUGAUUGCAGCGUCGGUGUUGUUAGAGUGACAGUCUGUUGUGAGAGCCAAGUUUUUGAAAGUUUUUCUUAAUUUGGUCUAUUUAUCCUGUGUACUUGUCCUGUGUUUGGGUGUUGUCGUGUCUUGUGGGGUAUUGUUUGUUGGUGAAAAGAUGAUGGAAACUUUGGUGGAGAGGGGGGGGGUGUGGUGGUGGGGCAGGGAGCACAUGUGUGUAGAAUUGCAGAUGAAAUAUAAUAUUAUUAGAUUUGUUCAGAUUUUUAUGCGUUUUCCUUGAAUUGUUUUUGAGGAUAACAGUUACUUGCCUUAUACACUCAAUGCAUUUGAUGGUUAUGAAAUCAAAGGUAAAGUUGUUUCUGAAGGGAACUUCCUGAUUUGUUUCUUCAGUGAACGAGCCAUGAUGAUGAUGAUGAUAGCAAGCGUUCUGAGACUUUGUUGAUCUCUGUUACUCCAUUCUCCAGCUGUUGCUCUCUCUUUCUCUCUCUCUGUUGACUGCAGUUGUUGCAAUUUCUUGACGAGAACUCUGUUGUACAUAGGACUUUGGCUCUACUACUGACUGUCUUUUGGUUGUUUUUUUUUUUU
This is a messenger RNA of Aplysia californica (California sea hare), 1774 nucleotides long. Its product is annotated as deubiquitinase DESI2. Gene Ontology annotation, biological process: protein deubiquitination. Gene Ontology annotation, molecular function: deubiquitinase activity. Lineage: Eukaryota; Metazoa; Mollusca; Gastropoda; Aplysiida; Aplysiidae. The record is from RefSeq and is a predicted model, not a curated record.